This is a messenger RNA of Cylicostephanus goldi, 813 nucleotides long. The record is from the annotation of a GenBank genome assembly. NCBI's taxonomy places the organism in Eukaryota, Metazoa, Nematoda, Chromadorea, Rhabditida, Strongylidae.
AUGUCCGAAUCAAAUGCCGGCUCUGACGUUGUCAACAUGAAGCUGAAGGCAGAAAAGCGUGGUGACAAAUAUAUUCUGAAUGGCACGAAAUUCUGGAUAACAAACGGUCCCGAUGCCGAUGUCUUAGUGGUUUAUGCCAAAACUGACACAAAAAAGCAUCAGCACGGCAUUACCUGUUUCUUGGUAGAGAAGGGUUUCAAAGGCUUCUCCACUUCUCCGAAGCUGAAUAAGUUGGGUAUGCGAGGGUCUAACACAUGCGAAUUAGUCUUUGAAGAUUGCGAAGUUCCAGAGGAAAAUGUUAUGGGAGGAGAAGGAAAAGGAGUGUAUGUGCUGAUGACGGGUCUUGACUACGAGCGCUUAGUUCUCUCUGGUGGUCCCUUAGGGUUAAUGCAAGCUGCUUGUGACAUUGCUUUCGAAUAUGCUCAUCAUCGUGAAGCCUUUGGCACGCAAAUAGGAACUUUUCAGGCGAGUAAAAAUUCAAUAUAUCGAAUGCCUAUCCUUAUCCAAGGUAAAAUGGCUGAUAUGUACACAACUUUGAAUGCAUGCAGAUCUUAUCUCUAUACAGUUGCAAAGGCAGCGGAUGCGGGGCAUUGUUCAAAUAAGGAUUGUGCCGGAGUGAUACUGUACCUAGCAGAAAAAUGUACCCAAGUAUGCUUGGAUGCCAUACAAAUACUUGGAGGAAAUGGAUACAUUAACGACUACGCUACUGGACGACUUUUACGGGACGCUAAGCUUUACGAGAUUGGUGCUGGAACCAGCGAGGUCCGACGACUUAUUAUUGGACGAGCGCUCAAUAAGGAGUAUAUUCACUAA